AGGAAUGUGAUGAAGGGUGUAGCUCUGGGACUGCAGGGUCUUCAUGCUGCAUCAGUUACUCAUGCAUCUCUACAUCCCAACAAUGUGUUUGUCAUCGGCCGAGAGAGAGGCAUUGUUGGAGAUUACGAUUUCACUAAGGCACCUGAGCAGAGGGUGUGUGACAGUGGAAUGAUUGCUGGUUUCAUCAGUCUGGUGGCUCCAGAGGUAAAGCAGGGUCAACCACCUUCCCCAUCCAGUGAUAUGUAUGCUUUUGGAGGCAUCAUGCUCUGGCUGCAUUUUCAAGACUUCAACGGAGCCCUAGAUACUCAGAAUGUAGACUUCACUGGUUUGGAGAUGAAUGUGAAAUUGCAAGCUCUCCUCUCAAAACUACUGUUGUCCUCUACAAGACUGUCUGCUUCCGAGGCCCUAAAACAAGACUACUUCAUCUCAGAUGAUAUGUAAACCCAAAUGUGUUUGUGGUUGCGUUCUUUGAAUUUUUUGUUUAGAAUUUGUCUGUAUAAAAAAAACCCAGAGGUAUUUGUUUGUUUGUUCCUUAUAUCCGGUUUAAUGUUCCUGGAAUAAAAAAUACAACAAAAACAUUCAAAAGACGAAAUAAAUCUUUUUUGUGAAUAGUCAGUAAUUGAUUUUUCCAGUUUGUUAUGCUUUGUCCUGUUCCGGCAGCAAUCAGCAAAACGUGAAAAGCUGUCAAAUGUCAUUUCUGUCACUGACUGAAAUGCUCUGCUUUGAAUUUGUAUAUCUU
Messenger RNA from Danio rerio (zebrafish), 739 nucleotides. The record is from RefSeq and is a predicted model, not a curated record. Lineage: Eukaryota; Metazoa; Chordata; Actinopteri; Cypriniformes; Danionidae.